This is a messenger RNA of Physcomitrium patens, 2248 nucleotides long. RefSeq names its product lycopene epsilon cyclase, chloroplastic. The record is from RefSeq and is a predicted model, not a curated record. Gene Ontology annotation, molecular function: oxidoreductase activity, acting on paired donors, with incorporation or reduction of molecular oxygen. NCBI's taxonomy places the organism in Eukaryota, Viridiplantae, Streptophyta, Bryopsida, Funariales, Funariaceae. Gene Ontology annotation, biological process: carotenoid biosynthetic process.
CGUGCUUCGCAGUGUGCGUCAGGGCUAUCUGUGCUUUACAGCACCAUUGCUAGCUUGCUUUGCUUUGCUCUCCCCCCCCGACACCGUCCUUGCAGUUUGCCCUGCUAGUCCUCGUCCUCGACCUCGUGUGCCGUGUGCUUCUUAACCUUAACCAGCGUUCUCGUUGCAGUAGAGAAAUUCAGCCAAGUUCAGUGAGAUUGAAGGGCGUGGAACAGGAGUCAUUGUUCUCUGGCCAUGUGCAUUGUUAAAUGAACGCGAGGCUUGCCCAUGACCCGCACUUUUCCCGUCUGCACGUGAUGGGAGCUGCAGUUGCAGGCGCUCUACCGCAUCUUCAUUGCGCUGCUGCUGGUUCUACUUCUACUUCUUCUUCGUCGUUUUUUGUACCUGAUAUUGUGAGGAGUUCCUCUGCGGCUUUUGCUUCCUGUGCUGCGCGGCCCGGUCGCCAUUGGCCGCUGCGUAGAGGAAAUGAUGUAACUGCGAGUCGUAGCCUCAGCUGGACGGUUCCGGCGGGGCGAGUCGGGAAGCAAUGUGCGAAGUGUCCGACAGUGUGCUUCGCUGCUUCUGUUCCUACUCAAAUUCACGAUGUAGUGUCUGAGGAUGAGGAGGAUUACAUCAAGGCUGGCGGAGAAGAGCUGGACCUCGUGCAGCUGCAGGCCUCCAAGUCUUGUGAGCAGCCGAAGAUUGCCGAGAAGCUACAACCUUUGGGGAGCGAGACAUUGGAUUUGGUGGUUGUAGGCUGCGGACCUGCGGGAAUGUGCCUCGCGGCUGAGGCUGCCAAACAAGGCCUGAAUGUAGGUCUUGUUGGUCCUGACCUGCCCUUCGUCAACAACUAUGGUGUCUGGACUGAUGAAUUUGCGGCGUUGGAUCUCGAGGACUGCAUAGAGCAAACUUGGAGAGACUCAGCCAUGUAUAUUGAAGAGCACUCGCCAAUUAUGAUAGGGCGUGCAUAUGGUCGCGUAAGUCGGACUCUUCUGAGAGAAGAGCUCUCGAGAAGGUGCGCUGAGGCAGGAGUAAGAUACUUAGAUUCUAAAGUUGACCGGAUACUUGAAGUCAACGAAGAUUUGAAUACAGUCGUGUGCACCAGUGGGAGAACUGUCAACAGCAGACUUGUUACAGUCGCGUCUGGAGCAGCUGCUGGCAGGUUCUUGAAAUAUGAAACAGGAGGUCCAGGAGUCGGUGUGCAAACUGCUUACGGAAUUGAAGUGGAGGUUGAACAUUAUCCUUACAAUCCUGAUUUUAUGCUCUUCAUGGACUAUCGAGACUAUAGAAGUCGAGACAAAGGAGAUAUCAGCCCUGAAGAGAUACCCACCUUUUUGUACGCAAUGCCUAUUUCAUCAACUCGUGUUUUCUUCGAGGAAACAUGUCUUGCUGCAAGACCAGCCAUGCCCUUUAGUCUCCUUAGGGAAAGGCUACAAGAGCGUUUGGAGAAGAUGGGCAUUAAGGUUUCACAUGUUCACGAAGAGGAGUGGUCAUAUAUCCCAGUGGGAGGCAGCCUACCAGUGACAACUCAAAGACAGCUGGGUUUUGGAGCAGCUGCCAGUAUGGUUCACCCGGCCACUGGCUAUUCACUAGUCCGCUCCCUAUCUGAAGCUCCAUUUUAUGCGGCAGCCAUUGCUAGGGCACUUAAAUCCACAGGCGGCAAGCUUGGCACAUCUAAUUCUCAGGAAGCUGCUAUAGAAGCAUGGAAUGUCUUGUGGUCUGGCGAAAGAAAGAGACAGCGAGCCUUUUUUCUGUUUGGAUUAGAGCUUAUUUUGCAACUUGAUACUGUUGGAAUCAAAGAUUUUUUCGUGACCUUUUUUCGGCUUCCUGAAUGGUUGUGGAAAGGUUUUCUUGGCUCAAAGCUUUCAUCCGUGGAUCUUAUCUGGUUUGCACUUGCAACUUUUGUGAUUGCUCCAAAUGCGUUGCGAUUCCAGCUUGUGAAGCACUUGAUAGUACACCCCAGUGGAGCGAAGUUAGUGCAGACGUAUGUGGGUCUUGUAGAUGCUGGCACUCAUUCCACUAAAUUGACGCGCGUGUAGCAAACCCUAAAACAAUUUCAACAGAUUGUCCUUCCAGCUUGCCAUUCGAACUCUUAGGAUUUCCUUCUCCUUUUAUGUAUCUUAAAAUUCCUAAAGUUUUGAUUUUGCGAAACUAGUGAGAGAAGAGCCGUAUUUCAGGCUCUUUGUUGUGUUCCAUGUCGUUUCGCAACCAGAGGAGUAGAUUGCAACAUCUCAUUUGUAAUUCAUGGAACGUAACUCUUCACACGUCA